AUGCGAUAUGACAAGCCAUUGCAGGUGUCUGAUUCUGAUCCAUCCUUUUUGCACUCUAAUAAAUCCAUUGGCCUUCAACCACUUCCGAAGACGGAGACGAAACCACCUCGAUUGACGUUUUGUCAACAAUUGGAGCACACAAACCACCUGACAGCAGUUCAUUCACUGAAACACACAACUCCCUCCUCCAUUGUGGCUCUCACGAAUAGGAAUGCCCUCUUCUUUCCACCCCUGCGAAAGGUGCUUGAUCCCACUGGUAAGUUGGAGGACACUGCUCUCACAAUCAUGCAUUUCACACCACCCAAGAUUCCUCUGCAGCACAGCAAAGAUGGUGAAAGUGACCUAAAGUCGACCGACAAACUCAGCAUGCACCUUCGAGUUAGCGACAUCAACUCGGCCUAUGGAAGUGAGCUGGGAGAAAUCAUUGGCAUCUGCAUGCCUCACGCAUCGUCAUCGGUGUCGACGAAAGCGGAUGGCGAAGUAGUUCGGCUCUCUGAACCACAAGCAGUGGAUGAGGAUAUGCGUAGUCACGAGUUGUCGAAAUGGAGGACCUUGCCCACUCUCAAUUCGCCAUUGUCAGGUGGAGUUGUGCCAAGGGAUACGUUGGACGUGAGCAUCGUGAAUUCGGUUGAGAGUUACGCCGCUUACUGCAAUAAGGCGUCAGUGCGAAGGGUGGAGGAUUUGGCCAGAAGGAUUGUUAGAUCAGCAUUAUAUGGAAUCGUGGAGCAGUGUAUGCCUGAUAUAGAGGGUAAGAUAAGCAAACUGUGCCAAGCAUUCUGUGAACAAAGAGGCCAUUGCAGAUACGCUCUUGAUGGUCUAGCGGAAGCCGUAGUCGACAAGGUGCUGUCGUGCCUCACUGACGCCCACGGGGACGCACCACAAGCAUUGGAUGAGACAGUUGAGUGCGGAGUUAGGCGUGCUAUGUGCCAGUUGUUGCGCGAUGAAGAGGCGCAAUGCCACUGGUCUAAACUGCCGAGAGGGAAGGUGUCACAAGAGGGAGGAGGAGGAGGAGGUACAGAAGCGUCGCAAAAAACACAAACGUUGCCCCUUCUGUGCUUCCGUAAGACCCUCCAACUAUCCGACAGGGAUAAAGUGAGCAGGCAAUUGAGGCUGCACGCCGUGGGGGGAGAGAAAAGUAGAUGCAGUAGUUCCCUAAGAGGUGAGGUGACCUCUCAGGCGGGGGCAAGAGCUGCACUUGAGAGCUAUGAGGAAGAAGGGAGUGUGCAAAGUGAUGGAGCCGUUCGUCAUCCACGUAGAGGAAGUACUGACGUUGAGGAGGAGAAGCAAAGACGCCAGUCGACAGUAGAUGACACUGGUGGGGAUGAUGAUGAUGAAGAAGAAGCACAAAUUCAGAAGUCAGUGUAUGCAGCAUUACCUGGGGUGACUGCAGCGACUACUUCAAUGGGUCCACAUGGUGGCAAGACAAGGGAUGCAUUUCAGCUGUGUAUGCAAAAGGAUCGCGUUGCCUCGGAAGGGGAGGAGGAGGAGGAAGAGGAGGAGGAGGAGGAGGAAGAGGAGGAGGAUAAGGAGGACGAGGAGGUGAAGGAAGGGGCGAUGAGGGAGGGGGCAAGAAUUGGACGCCAAACCGAACCAUCAUCGGAGCAAUUGCUGGAUCAAGUGUUCACAAAUGUGGCCAAACAACUUUCUGCUCAAUUGGAAGCCACCUACAAAGCCCGCUCAAGUCCGCAAUCGAAGGAGGACGAAAUGCAUAGGCAAGCACUCUACGUUGUGCAACGUGUCAUCUCUAAACUGGCCAUUCGAAUGUCAGCCGCAUCCGCCGCAACACCUAAGUCGUUGGCAGAAAGCAAAAGGGUUAGACGAAGAACUAUUAGCAUAGCCCGACGAGUCCUCUCCCAAUCUGCAGUUCGACCACACUUACGUCAUUCUGACUUCAAUGUGACGACUAGAGCCACGUAUAUGGUAAACAGAAUUGUGCUAAAUGCGUUGAAAGAGUUGUCAAGGCACCAGAACAACAGCAAUCAAAACGCUUUCGAGGGGGCGCAGAAGGAAGAGGAGGAUGGUCGCAUACGUGUUGUUUGGCGACCUCGAGGAAUGUCAUUGGCACGUGCAGUUAGAACGGCAAAAGUGGUAAUCUGA
Messenger RNA from Hydatigera taeniaeformis, 2097 nucleotides. Lineage: Eukaryota; Metazoa; Platyhelminthes; Cestoda; Cyclophyllidea; Taeniidae. The record is from the annotation of a GenBank genome assembly.